Molecule: messenger RNA, 1255 nt
Organism: Lutzomyia longipalpis
Lineage: Eukaryota; Metazoa; Arthropoda; Insecta; Diptera; Psychodidae
Product: neuroguidin
Exons: 4
Coding region: 168-1127 (319 amino acids)
Biological process (GO): maturation of SSU-rRNA from tricistronic rRNA transcript (SSU-rRNA, 5.8S rRNA, LSU-rRNA)
Cellular component (GO): small-subunit processome; nucleolus
Source: RefSeq, a predicted model, not a curated record
GCGACAGUAGCGCCGUUGUGAAUGUUGGUGGUUGAUGUUGGUUCUAGCGUGUGAGUGAAAAGUUUUUUAAUUGCAAGUGCACGUGUUUUUCCCACUUUCCACAGCUAGUUUUUCCCGCUCUGCAUGGGCGACCCUUCCCUCUGAGUGGACACAAUCACAGGAGCACCAUGGUUCAGGCACUGGAUGAUUGCGAUGUUGGGCAAGAUUUGCCGCAGGCCAUGCAGUUGCUCGGUGAGAUGAACAAUCACGUGAAGCAGGUGUCAGAUCUUGUGGAGAAUAUGCUGCAGAAGGUGAAGAGUGGCGAAAUGUCGACUGAAUAUGGAUUGAGCUUCCUUGAAAUUAAAUAUCACAUGCUUCUCACAUAUUUAAUCAAUCUCACCUACGUCGUCCUCCGCAAAUGCUCAGGACAAACAAUCGAGAAUGAUCCCUCAAUUGAUCGCCUUAUCGAGAUCCGAACGGUGCUUGAGAAGAUUCGUCCCAUUGACCAUAAGUUGCGAUAUCAAAUAGAUAAGUUGGUGAAGACAGCACAGAAUACAACGCCCAAUUCCGGGGGGAUUUUGCGUGCAAAUUUGGGGCAUGCAGCUACGCCACUUCCGGAAGAGAGUGCACAGACACAGGAUUCGGAGGGAAGUGAAGAUGGUGAUGGGGUGGAUGAGGAGAAGAAUCGAAAACGCCCAACGAAGGCGGGUGGUAGUGGGCUGUAUGUACCGCCAAAACUCAUUCCGAUGCACUACGAGGAGGACGAAGGGAAGGCAGAUCGCAAUCGGAAGCAAAUUGAACGUGCCAAGAAGCGCUCCAUUGGGAUGGCAAUCAUUGAGGAUCUCAAGGAGGAGUAUUUGGAUACUCCUGUUGAGAUUGCGGGUACAUCGCGUGCCCAGCAGAUGCUGUCGCGGGCACAGAAGGAGAAGGAGGAGUAUGAAGAAACAUAUCUGACUCGUUUGCCAAUUACAAAGGCUGAAAAGCAUCGCCAGAGGAAGCUCACGACUCUCGGAACUCUUGGUGAUGAAUUGACACGAUUUGGUGACAUGAGUGCCCGUGAAGGUGGUUCGUCCAAGAAUAAAGCGGGAAAGCGCAAACGAAAAGGCGCUCCGAAGAAGAAAAGUGGAAAAAAGAGGAAGUUUAAGUAAACAGAAUUUCCGCACGACGUUGCAGAUCUUUGUAUUGCUUCCAAACUAUUUUUUUAAAAUAAUUAUUAAUUUUUAUUUUUUAAACAUUUCCGUUGAGUAAAAUGUUAAACUGUUUAAGUUUUUUUUCA